GAUUUGAAAAGAAGCAUAUGUUCCACCAGGAUGUCUAUGAAAUGGAUUUCAGUUCUUCUGCUGCUACAGCUGAGUUGUUACUUUAGCCCUGGGGGUUGUGGAAGGGUGCUGGUGUGGCCCACAGAAUACAGCCACUGGAUGAAUAUGAAGACAAUCCUGGAUGAACUUGUCCAGAGAGGUCAUGAAGUGGUUGUUCUGGUGUCUUCAGCUUCGAUUCUUAUUGAUCCCAACAAAGCAUCUGCUAUUAAAUUUGAGAUUUUCCCUUCAUCUUUUACAAAAGAUGAUAUGGAAUUUUUUUUCAUGAAGCUGAUCAAUAGAUGGACAGACCUGCAAAAAGAUACAUUUGGGGGCCUUUUUUUACAUAUUCAAGAAAUGUUACGGGAAGGUUCUGACUUGGUUGAAAAGCUCUGUAGAGAUGUUGUUUUGAAUAGGAAAUUUAUGAAAAAACUACAGGAAUCAAGGUUUGACGUCGUUCUUGCAGAUGCUGUUGGACCCUGUGGUGAGGUGCUGGCUGAGCUACUUAACAUACCUUUUGUGUACAGUCUCCGCUUCUCUCCUGGCAACAACAUUGAAAAGUAUAGUGGUGGACUUCCUUUCCCUCCAUCCUAUGUGCCUGUCAUCAUGUCAGAAUUAAGUGAUCAAAUGACAUUCAUGGAGAGGGUAAAAAAUAUGAUAUACGUGCUCUAUUUUGACUUUUGGCUCGAAACAUAUAAUCAGAAGAAGUGGGAUCAGUUUCUCAACGAAGUACUCGGAAGACCCACUACAUUAUUUGAGUUAAUGAGUAAAGCUGACAUAUGGCUCAUUCGAACCUAUUGGGAUUUUGAAUUUCCUCGUCCACUCUUGCCAAAUUUUGAAUUUGUUGGAGGCCUCCACUGCAAGCCUGCCAAGCCUCUACCUAAGGAAAUGGAAGAGUUCGCCCAGAGCUCUGGAGAAAAUGGUAUUGUGGUGUUCUCCCUGGGGUCAAUGGUCAGUAACCUGACAGAAGAAACUGCCAAUGUGAUUGCAUCAGCCCUUGCCCAGAUUCCUCAAAAGGUUAUAUGGAGAUAUGGUGGCAAAAAACCAGACACCUUAGGGCCAAAUACUCGGCUCUAUGAAUGGAUUCCCCAGAAUGACCUUCUUGGUCAUCCAAAAACCAAAGCCUUUAUAACUCAUGGUGGAACCAAUGGCAUCUAUGAGGCGAUCUACCAUGGGAUCCCAAUGGUGGGAAUUCCUCUGUUUGCGGAUCAACCUGAUAACAUUGCUCACAUGCAGAUCAAGGGAGCAGCUGUCAGACUAGACUUAAACACUAUUUCAAGUACAGGUUUGCUCAAUGCAUUGAAGACAGUCAUUAAUGACCCUUCAUAUAAGGAGAAUGCUAUGAGAUUAUCAAGAAUUCAGCAUGACCAGCCAAUGAAGCCUCUAGAUCGAGCAGUCUUCUGGAUCGAGUAUGUCAUGCGCCACAAAGGAGCCAAACACCUGCGGCCAGCCUCUCAUGACCUCACCUGGUUCCAGUACCACUCUCUGGAUGUGAUUGGGUUCCUGCUGGCCUGUGUGGCAACUGCUAUGUUUGUCAUCAUGAAAUGUUGUCUGUUUUGUUGUCAGAAGUUUGCUAAACCAGGAAAGAAGAAAAAAGGAGAGUAG
Molecule: messenger RNA, 1620 nt
Organism: Molossus molossus (Pallas's mastiff bat)
Lineage: Eukaryota; Metazoa; Chordata; Mammalia; Chiroptera; Molossidae
Product: UDP-glucuronosyltransferase 2B31-like
Exons: 6
Coding region: 31-1620 (529 amino acids)
Molecular function (GO): UDP-glycosyltransferase activity
Source: RefSeq, a predicted model, not a curated record